Molecule: messenger RNA, 3871 nt
Organism: Rhizophagus irregularis DAOM 181602=DAOM 197198
Lineage: Eukaryota; Fungi; Glomeromycota; Glomeromycetes; Glomerales; Glomeraceae
Source: RefSeq, a predicted model, not a curated record
UAUUCCGGUUUUUUAAAACGUAUAAAUAUAACCUGACAAAAAGAAUCAAAAAUUUUUAUUUUAAUAAAAAAAAAUAUUCUCCCUCUCAAACAAAAAAAAAAGAAUUUUCGAUCAAUUUAAAAUAUAUAUAUAUAUAUUAUAAAAUAUGUCUUACACAUCGAUAUCACAUUCAUCACAACCGAUCCCAAAAAAUUCCCAUAUAGGAAUAAUAGGUGCCGGUCCCGCUGGCAUAUCAAUCGCUCAUUUCUUAAGAAAAGAAGGUUAUAAUAAUUUAACUUUAUUAGAAUCUUCUUCUCAUAUAGCAGGAAAAUCUGCUACUUUCUUUCAUGAAAAUCGAGGUUACGACGUAGGAGCUUUGAUGGUCGGUCAUAAUUACACAAACGUUAAAUCUCUCGCUUCUGAACUUGAUUGUCCUCUUGAAACAUUUACUGGUCGUUCAUUAGAUAUUGAAAAUAAUAAUAUAUUAGUUAAUGAUACAAAUAAAAUUGGAAUUUAUUCUAAAUUACUUCCAAAUAUAAGUCAUUAUUUAGAGGAAAAACAAUCUUUUUUGGAUAUUUCUUGUCCUGGUCAUGGUCAAUUAAGUGAACGUGAAUUAUAUGCUCCUAUUACUCAAUUUUUAAAAGAUCGUAAUAUGUCCUAUUUAAAAGAUGCUUGGAGUUUGGCUUAUACUAGUGCUGGUUAUGGUUAUAUCCAGGAUGAUAUACCCGCUGCUUAUUUCCUCAAAUUCAUCGAAAAUUCCGAAAACACCAUUUCAUAUUUUAAAAACGGUUUCCAAGAUUUUUGGUCAAAAAUGUCCAAAAACCUCAAUGUAAUUUACAAUUCCAAAGUAAUUUCCAUUGAUCGUUCCCUAAAACAAAAAAAUUUAGGUCCUAUCCUCGUUACCACAAAAAACGCCCUCAAUAAUUUUGAACAAACAUUAGCUUUUGAUAACAUAAUAAUUGCCACAAACCCUCGGCAAACUGAACAAUUCAUUACUACCCCAUCACCUUUGGAAUCCCAUCUUUUCUCUCAAGUUGUUACUUUUGAUUUUUAUACCAUUAUUGCAACGGUAAAAAAUUUAUCAACAAAAGUUGGAAUGACAACAAUACCGAAAUAUUGUUCUGAUAAACGUUAUGUUGGUCACACGACUGCCUAUUAUUGUGCUCAUGAAGGUGUUCCAACUUAUAUAUUUUACGCUUAUGGAAAUAAAGAUAUUGGUCCUGAACAAGUUACUGAAUUAUUAAAACAAGAUAUAAUAUCUAUGGGCGGUGAAUUAGAAGAAAUUCAUUAUAAUCAACGUUGGGAUUUUUUCCCUCAUGUUUCAUCUUUAAGCAUGGCUAGAGGUUUUUAUAGUAAAGUUGAAAAUGUUCAAGGAGAACAAGGAACUUUUUAUGUUGGAGGCUGGUUAGAUUUCGAACUUACUGAAAAUUGUAUUUCAUACUCACGUGACUUGGUCCGACGUUUCUUUAAUUUAUCAGGAAAAAAUGAAAAAUCAUUACAUUUACCUGUUCUACCUCAUAUUGAUAUUAAACCCGCUUCAAAUCUUAAUUGGGGUAUGCUUUUACGAUUAGCAGCAAAAAGAUAUCCUGAUAAAGUAGCCUUCACUUGGGUAGAUGUUAAUUUACGUGAAGAAGCAAAAAUUACUUAUUCUGAAUUAUAUAAACAAGCAAGAUGUGUUGCUUAUUAUUUAAGAAAUAACGCAGGUCAUAAAGUUGGUGAUCCUAUUUUACUCUGUUAUGCUCCAGGUCUUAAAUUUUUACCUAUAUUAUUUGGAUGUAUGUUGGCAGGAAUUAUUGCUGUUCCUAUAGCUCCACCAAAUCUUGCUACAGCUGAUAAAGAUAUUGCAAGAUUUAAAUAUUUGGCACAAACAACUGGUGCUAAAUUAGUAUUUUCCGAUAAAAAUUAUAUGCUCUACACAAAAUUAUAUGCUGCUAAAAGUUAUUUCGGUUUUGGAAAAAAAAUUGAAUGGCCUGAAGAUUUAAUUUGGGUAGAAGGGGAAAAUAUUAUUUCAUCACAUGAUCUAUUCGAUGAAAAAUUAAUUGAUGAAAUUGAUAGUGAUAAUGUUGCAGUUUUACAAUUUUCUUCCGGAAGUACUGGUGAUCCUAAAGGUGUUAUGUUAACUCAUAAAAAUUUAUUACAUAACGUUGACCUUAUGCAAACUGAAAUAGAUCUUGGACCUGAUGAUACUAUAGCUUUUUGGGUACCACAAUUUCAUGAUUUAGGUUUAAUUGGAGGUUUCUUAAAUACAAUACGUGGAGGUUGUAAAUCUGUUGUUAUGUCACCUUUAACAUUUUUACAAAAACCUGAAAGUUGGUUACAAAUGAUAACAAAUUAUCAAGCUACAUUUACUGCUGCACCAAAUUUUGCUUAUGAAUUAGCUGCAAGAAAAUGUGAUAAUAAUAGUAUAAAAAAUUUGAAUUUGAAUUCUAUAAGAGGUGCUUUUAAUGGUGCUGAACCUGUACGUUGGUCAACUUUAAAAUCUUUUGCUAAAAAAUUCGGUCCUGCAGGAUUUAAACUUUCAAUGUUUAAAUGUCUUUAUGGUUUAGCAGAACAUUGUGCUUAUUCUGUAGGAUUUAGAAAUCUUCAUGAUAUACCAACAGUUAUUGAUAUUGAUCCUAUCCCACUUCGUGAAGGUCGUGUUAAAGUACGAAAUAAUACAUUAACUAAUAGUAAUAAUGAUAAUUCUCCUGCAAAUAAUAUAGUUUCAACUGGUGUACCAAAUUUAAUGAUGCAAGUUGAAGUUAGAGUUGUAGAUCAAGAAACUAAAAAACUUUGUUCUCCAAAUACUAUUGGUGAAGUUUGGGUAUCAAGUCCAAGUGUAGGUAAAGGUUAUUAUGGUAAAGAAAAAAAUAGUGAAGAAACAUUUAGAGCAAAAUUGGAUAAUGAUGAUCAUGGUAAUUGGAUAACUGAUAAUGGUAGUUUCCUAAGAACCGGUGAUCUUGGAUUCUUAUAUAAUGGUGAAUUAUUCAUCACAGGACGUCAAAAAGAUGUUAUUAUUAUAAAUGGGAAAAAUCAUUAUCCUCAAGAUAUUGAACUAACAGUUCAAGAAUCUCAUAAUGCAAUUCGACCUGGAUGUAUUUGCGCAAUAAAUCAUACUGAUGUUGAAAAUGGUACAGAUUCACUUAUUGUCCUCGUAGAAAUUCGUCAACAAAAAGAUAUUAAACAAGAACUUUUACAAGAAAUUUGUGAUUGUAUCGCAAGAGUUGUACCAGGAAAUCAUGGUCUUUCAUGUCAACGUAUUGUUAUAUUAAAACAACAUAGUAUACCAAAAACAACAAGUGGAAAACUUCAACGUGCAAAAGCAAAAGAUUUAUUACUUAAUGGUUCAAUGGAUAAAAAGAUUAUAACCAGUGUAGGAGAAAUUGUACAAGAUCCCAUGAAUGUAGUCGAUAUUAAAGAAAAGAAACCUAAAAAGAAACCUUUAAUGACCUUAGAAACAAUUCAACAAAAAAUUGCCGUUAACGUACAUAAAGUCUCUAAAUUAGCCUCCAAAUUAUCAAUUGAUCAAAUUGAUUUUAAAGUAAAUUUAAUUACAACUUACGGUUUUGAUUCAUUAGCUGCCGUUCAAUUAACAGCCUGUCUUAAAGAUGAAUUUGGUAUUGAAAUAGCCCCUGCUCUUUUAUUAGACUUACCUACAAUAUCUGAUUUAGCCGGUCACAUAUUAAAACAAUUAUCAACAUUAAAUUCUGAAGUAUAUGAUGAGGGAGAAGAUGAGAAUCCUACUAUAUCAUUGGAAGACAUUCAAGAAAAUAUUACUAGUCAUCUGCUGUGCAGUUGACCGCUUCAAUGAAACAAAGUUUUGGUAUUGAAGUAGCUCCCGCAUUAUUAUAUGAUGUUCAUACCAUUGCAGAUUUAAGUAAUCAUGUUCAUAAAUUACUCGUUGAAGAAACAC